Molecule: messenger RNA, 1427 nt
Organism: Cotesia glomerata
Lineage: Eukaryota; Metazoa; Arthropoda; Insecta; Hymenoptera; Braconidae
Exons: 3
Coding region: 131-1090 (319 amino acids)
Molecular function (GO): zinc ion binding
Source: RefSeq, a predicted model, not a curated record
UAGCAGCUAAAAAAUGUACUACUCAAAGUAGGCUAUUGUCAAUAUUUACAUUACAUUCUGUCAGUUGAUUUAUUAAUAUUUUGUAAUUAUUUUUGAAUAAUUAUACAGUUUUAAGGUCUUUGAUUAAAAUAUGCGUAUUUCUAUUCAAGAAAUUUGUGCAUUCGCGCUUGCAACACCUCGAAGUAAAUGUUUCACAGGUGGUGAAAAUAUACUUAACCAAGGACACUUGUUAUACUGUGGUAAGAUAAGUGAGAUAAGUGAGGAAAAUAAUUGCUUAAAAAUAAUUGCUUUUUGUCUUCAAACCUCAAACAUAAGAGAUGAUCCUCAUGAAAUUAAUGGGGAAGUUCUUAAAGAUAAAGGAAAAAUCGUGGGUAUGAGUUGUUCCUGUGCAGCUGGUUUAGGUGGUGAAUGUAAGCAUGUGGUAGCAACACUACUUUAUUUGAAUCGAAAUGAUUUGGAAAGUUUAAAAGUAAUCUCUUGUACUGAUAAAAAAUGUGCAUGGAGUGCUCCCAAACAGUUUGCACUACAACAGUACGAUAUGAAACCAUAUGAUGAAUACGAGGAAUUUCGACGAAUUUUAAUUGAGGAUAAUCCAUUAUCAGCUUUAGCCAUGCAUAUGCAUGAUCCUGUACAAGCAGAAACUAAUAAAGUAAUUAUAUCACCAGAUAAAAUGACGGCUAUAAUAAAGAAUCAACAGAUGUCUAAAUUACUUCUGAAAUUGAAGAAUUUUGAUAUAAAAUUUACAACUGGAGAAUGUUGUAGAAAAACAUUAAGUCGUCUCUCAGAUGAUACUCGAAAAAUCUGUGAAGACACUCAUGAGUUCUAUAGUGUUUGGAUUAAGGAAAAGCAAUUGAGGAUAACCGCGAGUGAUGCCUACAAACUUUUUACUUAUCGUAAAAAUAAAAACCCAGAUUGGAAAAAAAAGUCUGUCGAUUACUUUUUUGGAGAAUCCUUUAGUAAUGCAAGUACAAAAUACGGUCUUGAGAACGAAUCUAUAGCUCGUGAAGCUUAUGAUGCCAAAAUGUCUGUUGAAGUAGUUCAUUGUGGAUUGAUUAUCUCGAAGGAAAAAAAACAAGUGCUGCGGAUUUAAUUAAAACAGUGAAAUGGUUAGAAGUACUAAAUGGUGAAGUAGGCUUCAAAAAGAAACACAUGUAUUAUGCUCAGGUUCAAAUUAUUAUGGUGCUCAUAAAUGUGCAAUCUACUGAUUCCGUAAUUUAUUCUUCUUUCGAUAAGAGUUUUAAAAUUAUUUCUGUUAGUUUUGACAAAAAAUUUACUAAAGACUUAUUGUUUUCAUUAAAAGUUAUAUUUUAAGUUUAUGUUGCAUAAUAUCUGUGAAAAAGAACGAGAGCAGCAAAGUGAAGAGUAACUUGUUUUUUUUAAUUCUGUUAUAACAAUGUAUCAAUAAUGGAAUUGAUGUAUUUUCAUAA